Molecule: messenger RNA, 1341 nt
Organism: Coniosporium apollinis CBS 100218
Lineage: Eukaryota; Fungi; Ascomycota; Dothideomycetes
Exons: 5
Coding region: 1-1341 (446 amino acids)
Molecular function (GO): oxidoreductase activity, acting on the CH-CH group of donors; flavin adenine dinucleotide binding
Source: RefSeq, a predicted model, not a curated record
AUGUCCAAGUCACAGGAACAAGGCCCCGUUGUGCCCUUCGCCGAGCCAACUUGGUACACCCGCGUCAGUCCUUACUAUAAUGCUUCGCACGAGCGGCUUCGCGAUGCGGUUCGAGCGUACGUCGCCGAGAAGGUAACGCCCAAUUGUGCAGAAUGGGAAGCUCAAGGCUUCGUUCCUAAAGAGGUGUUGCAAGAACAUUCCCGACAAGGUUACACGGCCGUGACAAUCAAUCCAGCUGCAAUAUCCCAAUACAUCGGCGACGUCAAGCUUCCAGGCGGUCUCAAGCCCCAGGAAUGGGAUGGCUUCCACGAUUUGAUUUGCAUCGACGAGAUUGCCCGCUGUGGAUAUUUGGGCGUCAUAUGGGCUCUUGGGUGUGGCGACUCAAUUGGGUGUCCGCCAGUCGUCAAUUUCGGCUCUGAUUCGCAAAAGCAAAGAUUCAUCCCUUCUGUGAUUACUGGGCAGAGUCGCUUCUGUCUCGGUGUCACAGAGCCUGACGCAGGCUCCGAUGUAGCAAACAUCACUACUACUGCAGAGAGGCGAGGAGACCAUUACAUCGUGAACGGCGCCAAGAAGUGGAUCACAAAUGGGAUGUGGGCUGAUUACUGUACCACGGCUGUACGCACUGGAGGACCAGGAAAGAAGGGCAUCUCAGCUUUGGUCAUACCUUUGGCCGCAAAAGGGGUGACAAGACGAAAGAUUUACAAUUCAGGAGUGUCUGCAAGUGGCUCAACCUACCUGGAGUUUGACGACGUAGACGUACCCACCUCCAAUCUGCUCGGAGAGGAGAAUCAAGGAUUUAAGAUUAUAAUGUCCAACUUCAAUCACGAGAGACUUUGGCUCGCUUGCACAAGUCUUAGAUUGGCACGCGAGUGUGUCACAGACGCAUACAAGCACGCUCUCACCCGCAUCACGUUUGGCAAGCCACUCAUAGAACACCAAGCCAUCCGGACCAAGUUCUCUACCAUUGGAACUCGUAUCUUGCCUGCAUAUGCAUUUAUGGAAUCACUUGUGGCCAUGUCCAACUCACAUGCCCGCGGACCCGCAUCUUCCACUUCCGUAGGCAGCAAACAAGAACCGAGAUUCGGAGGCUUGAUUGCCAUCCUGAAAGUCGUUGCAGGUAGAACCCUGGAGGAGACAGUGAGAGAGAUGCAGCAGGUGAUGGGUGGACUGGGUUAUUCGAGGACGGGGAAGGGGGCGAGGAUUGAGCAGAUUAGUAGGGAUGUGCGGGUGAUGGUUGUGGGGGGCGGCAGCGAGGAGAUUUUGAGUGAGUUGGCAUUCGUGCAGGAAAAGAGAGAUUUGGAAGAGAUUGAGAACGAGAAAACUGUUCGUAGCAGAUUGUAG